Hippocampus comes (tiger tail seahorse) is the source of this 2940-nucleotide messenger RNA. RefSeq names its product chondroadherin-like b (gene chadlb). The record is from RefSeq and is a predicted model, not a curated record. Gene Ontology annotation, molecular function: protein binding. The coding region runs from base 118 to 2517 and encodes 799 amino acids. The transcript is spliced from 10 exons. Gene Ontology annotation, cellular component: plasma membrane. Lineage: Eukaryota; Metazoa; Chordata; Actinopteri; Syngnathiformes; Syngnathidae.
UUAGAGUGGGCGUAUUAGUGAACGAGGGAUUAAACCCAGUUUGUUUUGGAUUGGGAAGGGGGCAGCAGCCCGUGAGAGACAGCCGGUAGAACCCACCAGCAAACGCACGGACCCAAGAUGUACUCCCGGCUCUCUCCUGACACCCUGUUGCUUCCGCUGAUCGGCCUUACGUUCCUCUUCCUCCCCGCGGCGCACCCUGCAAAAUGCCCGAAGCAAUGUGUGUGCGACCAGAUUCAGCUCACCGUCACCUGCGUCAACAAGAACCUGACCGAGGUUCCUCCCACUGUGGACGAGAUUACAGUGAAAUUGGACCUUCGAGGGAAUGACAUCCAGGAACUCCCCACCGGAGCUUUCAGACAAACCCCGUACCUCACUCACCUAUCUCUGCAGCGCUGCAACAUCCGUAGGGUGAAGGAGGGAGCGUUCCGAGGCCUCGGCCGCCUGGUCUUCCUCAACCUGGCAAGCAACAACAUUGACAUCCUCUACCAGGAGUCCUUCGACGGUCUAUCCUCGCUGAAGCAGCUCAUGAUUGACCGGAACCGCGUUGAGGAGAUCCAGCCCGGAGCGUUCUCGCAGCUCGGCUUCCUCAACCUGCUCUCGCUUACGCACAACCAGCUCGUCUACAUCCCAAACAUGGCCUUCCAGGGCUUGCAGAACAUCAAGUGGCUUCGCCUCAGUCACAACUCUCUCAACUACUUGGACAUCGAAGCCUUUGCGGGCUUGUUCACGCUGAAUCGGCUCAGUCUGGACCACAACGAGCUGCAGUUUUUCCCAACCGAGACCAUGACCAGAUUGCCAGGAGUGACCCGCCUGGACAUGGGUUACAACCCCAUGACGUACCUGGGUGAGGAGUCCGUAUCGAUGGCCAAGCUGAGUCACCUCUUCCUGGACCACAUGUCCCUCCAGGACCUGGCCAACACGGCCGUAUCCAAGUCCCCCGGCCUCACCCACUUGGAUCUCAGCCACAACCAGCUCCGUGUCAUCCAACCGUUCUCGGAUGGCACCCCGAAUCUGGCACGGCUCCACCUGGCCGGAAACCCCAUUUACUGUAACUGCUACAUGCGUCCGCUCAGGUACCAGCAAGCCCCUCUCAGCACACCAAUCUCUCUGGACUCCACUCUGGAUUUUUAUUUUCCGCUGUGUUACAGGGAGUGGGCCAUCCGUAGUAAGGUGAAGCUGGUGGGAACAUGCGCGGGACCUUCACAUCUCUCCGGAGAAAUGCUGGAGGCCGUCCACCCUCCGGAGUUACGCUGUCAGACUCAGGAGGCCAUGCUGAAGGCGGAGUUUGAGGAAGCAAAUAGAAGAGCGCCGCCACCCACCGAGGAGCCGGAGAGCAAAGUCAAAUGUCCCGCAAAUUGCGUCUGUGAGAUCGAGGCGCACCAUUCCUCCUGUGAGAACCGCGGUCACACCAAAGUUCCUCGGGGUUUCUCUCCGGACACGCGCCUCCUGGACCUGCGCGGCAACAACUUCCACUACAUCCCGAGCAACAGCUUCCCCGGCGUGUCCCAGGUGGUGUCGCUGCACCUGCAGCGCUGCAAAAUCGUGGAGGUGGAGAACGGAGCCUUCAAUGGCAUGAAGGGCCUCAUUUACUUGUACCUCUCGGAAAAUCUCAUCUCAUCCCUCAGCCCUGAAGCAUUUAAAGGACUCCCUCAGCUGACUUACCUCCACCUGGAGAAGAACAACUUCAGCGUCUUCCCGAAAGGAGCCUUCAAAUUGCUUCCGGGACUACUUGCACUUCAUUUGGAAAACAACUCCAUUGCCAAGCUUGAGGCGAACGCCCUGAAUGGCGCCGAGAGCCUCAGAGCCCUCUACCUCACCGGGAACGCCGUUGACCACGUGUCACCUAAGGCUCUGGAGCAGGCCGCUGACCUCGAUACGCUCCACCUGGCAGGGAACAAACUAAAGGAAGUGCCCACUGAAGCCUUGAGCAAGUUGGGGAACGUGAAGGACCUGAGACUGUCAGGGAACGUCAUUCGCUGGGUGGGACCGAAUGCUUUCCAGCCGUUGGGGAACUCACUGAGGGAGCUUUAUUUGGAUCAUAUGGGAUUGGAGAAGAUGUCGCAGAAUUCCUUGGCAGGCUUAGGUCCGGGUUUGAGGAGUCUCUUCCUGGAGGGUAACCAACUGGAAGAGGUGCCGGACCUCCAUCCGCUCACCUCCUUGGAGGUCAUCAACCUGGCCGACAACCCUCUGAUGUGCGACUGCCCUCUGCUGCCACUACGCCUCUGGAUUGAGAAAGUCAACCUCAAGGUGCGAGCCACCUGUGCCAACCCGCCUGAGCUGAAGGGUCGCAGAGUCAAAGACGUCCAUGUUUUCAAGGCCUGUCCGGGAGGCGAAGCCCUCCCCUCUGUUCCCGGCAUUGCCCCGAAACGCGCCAAGACGCCGAAGGCCACGAAACCCAAGCCGGCGCACCUCGGCGGCAGUGUAAUGCAGGGUAAGAUGCUCAAAAGCAACUUCAAACUUCGCAAGAGUCCAAAGACGAAAGCAGCCAAGAAAACAAAGAGACUGAGCAAGGUGUGAACAUGCUGUGUGCUUACUAAACCAAAACUACACGUUUCAAGUUUGCAGUCUGUUCUCAGAUGAAAACAAGCAUUCAGUCAGUCUUCAUAGCCUUAGAUGCACAUUAUCAAUGACGGCCAUGUUUUGUUUGUUGUUUUUUUUCUUUCAACUUAAAUGAUCAGGAUCGUUAAUCAGGCUCCUUUAGAGGUUGCCGAUGAGCUGAUCACUUGAAUCCGGUACAUUGGAAGAGGGAAAACAUGCAGGAUAGCGGCCCCUCGAGGACCGAAGCUUGACACCUGCACGAGCAUUUGCAGUGGUCAUGAAUACAGAACUGACAAUUGGCCUCAUGCUGGCAAAACUGCACUGCGCAGAUUUGCAAAUACAUAUCGUCUCUCUGUGGGGUGCCUGCCCGCCCAUCAAGUGUGAAAUAAAACAUCCAAGUAA